This is a messenger RNA of Nasonia vitripennis (jewel wasp), 1740 nucleotides long. It is a transcript of the gene DNApol-gamma35, whose product is annotated as DNA polymerase subunit gamma-2, mitochondrial. The record is from RefSeq and is a predicted model, not a curated record. Lineage: Eukaryota; Metazoa; Arthropoda; Insecta; Hymenoptera; Pteromalidae. The transcript has 2 exons. The coding region runs from base 668 to 1657 and encodes 329 amino acids.
CACAAGUAGCUAAUUAUAUAUAGCUAUUGUAUAGAUAUAUACAUAUGUUGCGCACACAUGACGCGAGUAUAUGUGACGAUCUUCGAACAAGGCGCACACUUUAUAACCUGAAAUCACCGCAAAAUAUUGGAUAAGAUAGAACGUUUUCAACUAUAGAGUACAGUGGUAUAGACGUUAAAACAAGAAAAAAUAUCGUUGGAUAUACGUUGAGUUCAAAUACUUAAAUGGGUUACUUGUCAAGAUGUCACUCUAAAGGUAGUUUUUUAUUUAAAACUUUUUUGAAACAUAAAAGAUCAGCCACCUCUCUUGCACAUUCGCAAGGAUCUAUUUCAAAAGAAACUGUCAACAAAGAAUUCACUACAGACAUCAAAAUUGAUAGAAAAACGAUAUCCAAAUUAGAGAGAAUUUCAUUAGUUGAUUUUGAUAAUGACGGAGGUAUUCAAAGAUUAGAGGCAGCUAUUCGAUUUGCACGAAAACUACAGGAGGUACAACUAGAUCCUUCCGUUAAACCUAUGUACAGUGUUCUGGAGAACGAAAGAUUGCAUCUCAGGGAAGACAAAGUUACUGAACAUACCUGUCGUGAACAAAUUUUGAAAAACGCUAGGCUAUUGGAGGACGAAUACUUUGUUGCUCCAUCUGGAAAUAUACCAAAAAAAUCGUAGAUACGAUGGAAAAAAUAUUCAAAACUCUUGGUCCCACAUUGUUGACCUUAAAAGAAUUUGGUUUUGCUUAUGGAGUCCAAGGCAUACUAAUGCGCCGUAAUUUAGAAAAAUUGUGGCUAAUGAAAAACAUGACCCAAUCUGAUUAUAAUGUAUUUUUAGUAGAUUCUGAUCAAAUUACUGCCAAUUUAAAAGAUUUAUCAGAUAUUGGUUUGAGUAACCCACCAUUUGGAAUAGCUGAAAUAUCAAGUGUUAAAAAUACUUGGAAUGAAUCAUAUUUUCCCCCUAAAUCAAAACCCAUAAAACAUAGAAUUGCCAAAGUUACCACAAUCUAUGAAGGUGACGGUGAUAUUAUCAGCGUGAAAGACUUAUUUUAUAAAAAGCAAAGAGAGCGCAAAUCAUGGUGGAGAAGAAUUACAGAAAAUCCUAAUAUUUUUCACGUAGGUGAAAUAAAACAAGAGCGUGGCAAAGAAUAUGUAGAAAUUGAAGCCCGCUUGCCAUUUGGAAAUAUUGUUGUAGAAACGAUUUAUUAUAAGCCCAGUGCUAAAUUAUAUUUACGUGGAGGUGAAUUCAGUAAUAAUCUUAAAAUUGUUGAGAACAUAACAUCUUUAGAUUGGGGAUGUUUAGCACUAAUAUGUGAUGGAUAUGUGGAAAUAGAUGACUGUAAAGAGAUGCAAGUUCAUCCAAAUCUUGCACCAUACAAAGCUUACAGCAAAGCAAAUAUAAAACCUGAAGAUAAUGAACAAACACGUAUUGCUUUAAAUAAUCUAUCAAUACACCUUAUACAAUUGCUCCGUGAACAAGGCAUUGAAACAGUCUUAAUGAACCUUGCAAAACAACCAGAAGUUUUUCAAGUGCCAUAUAUUUUAACUGUAGAUAGUGAAAGUUUAAAAAAUGGUUUUAUUAGAGUUGUAUCUCAAAGAACUUUAUGUGGUGAAAUAGUUCACAUUACAAAAUUAGCUCAACAUGUUUAUGAUCUAACUACAAUCCCUAUGUGAAAUUUGAAAUGCUUAUUUAUAAGCAGAUUUAUAAAAAGUUCUGAAGAAAAAUUUAAUAAAUAUAAAUUUGUAAAUACCUAAAA